This is a messenger RNA of Ascochyta rabiei, 1005 nucleotides long. RefSeq lists its product as uncharacterized. Lineage: Eukaryota; Fungi; Ascomycota; Dothideomycetes; Pleosporales; Didymellaceae. The record is from RefSeq and is a predicted model, not a curated record. The transcript has 3 exons. The coding region runs from base 1 to 1005 and encodes 334 amino acids.
AUGGCGCCGGCUCGAGACCAUAAUGUUGCGAAGAAGCGAAGAGGCAGACCUCCUGGGAGCCGCAAUGGGGGUGCGACCGCAAGCCGAGUCGCGAAGCCUGUAGCAACUGCAGCCAACAGCAAGAGGACCAAGCCAGGGAAGAGGCCGCGAGGAGAGGAGGAAGAGGAUGAGCUUUCUAUAGUCGCACCCACGCAGACUCAACGCUCUGAAUCACGGAAACGCAAGGUUCGCGUCAACGCCGGCGAGAUCGCCGCAGAACCUACAACGAUCCAGAAGAAGUAUGUGCAGCUGGAAUCGAAGACGAGGAGGAUACCACAAGAUGUCAUCGAGACAUGGCCACAUUUAUCUCCAUCAGUCCUGGAACAGAUCAGUGCUGUCAUCAAAGACGCAAAAAAAGACAUUACGAAUACGCAACGAGAUGAACGCAAAAUCAUGUCUGCACACAAUACAUUAAACCCACUCGUUAAGAGACUUGUGCGCCAACUCGCUGCUUCGAAGAUACCGCCCCAGGCUAGAGACAUUCACUUCAAUAUCGACAAGCUCACAGAGCGCAACGGACACGUCUUUCGCGACGUGACAACGGCACGCCAUUCGAAGCAACUUCUUAGCGAACAAGUCAAGGCGGCACAUGUCCUACUGUCCAAAGAUGAGAAGAGCCUGGAUGGGCUCAAAAAGGAUGCGAAGGAGUGGAGAGCAGAGUGGAAGCGCCAGCAAAGACACGGACGGAUUCAUCCCCUGCUCGAAAAUUCCGACAACGUACAUGCCGACGGCGACGGUCCAAGUGACAUUGCCCUGAGGCUGUCAGCUGCUAUAGAUUCCUCUGCGUUCGAUGCGCCCGACGCCGAGCUUGCGCCAAUCCUCGAACAACUCCGACGCAGUCUAGAAAACAUGCAAGGAAACCAUGUGCAGGUAGCGGGCAUUGAGGCAGGGGUGACAUAUGCGCGGACGGCUCUAGACGACGUGCUCUUUAAAAAUGCCAGUACGGAACAGUACGCUGCGCUGUGA